ACCUCAUCGCACGACAGUGCUCUUUAUUUUUCUGUGGAGCAGCUCUGCUUUCUCAGGUCUCUACUUACUUCUAUAAGAUGGCAUCAAGAAGAAGGACCUGACCACUGGCCCCUGACUACAUGGUCUUUGGAACCAGUGGCAUUGGAAGAUGUCAGAGACAUGGCACAUGGAUGUGAUCUUCAAAAACUGUUACAGCCUCAUCUCAUUGGAGAAAAGAGAUAAUAUCUUCUACUUAAUCCUGGAUACUAUAUCCAAAGUCAGAGCAUCCACUCCAAAGCAGAGAAUUUCUGAAAAACAAAACAAUGUCAUUAUAUGAUGUUAGAAUUUUUUUUCAAAUGAUGGUUCCUAAUACUUCACGUUAGAAGAACUCGAAUUUGAUGACCAGUUUGAGAAACACCAGUAUAACCAGAUUACAGGAAAAAGCAAGUCAAAAGGAAGAUCAUGAAGAGAACAACUUUGAGGAACAUUUAAUCAAAGACCAAAGCUUUUUAAACAACUGAGAGUUUGUAUAAGAAAAAGACCUCAUACAGUAGUCCCCAGUUAUUCAUGCGGUAUACAUUCCAAGACCCCCCAGAGAAUGCCUGAAAUCAAUGAUGUACCAAACCCUAACCAGGUUCUUAGUAUGAGCUACUGAAUGAUGAAUAGGUGGGUAGUAUAUACAGUGCAGAUACACUGGACAAAGAAAUGAUUCACAGCUCAGGCAGGACAAAGCAGAUCACACAAGAUUUCAUCACAGUACUCAGAAAACCACACCAUUUAAAAGUUACGAAUUGUUUAUUUCUGGAAUUUUCCAUAUAUUUUUGACCACAAUUGCCCGUGGAUAACUGAAACCAUUGAAAGUGGAACUGUGGAUAACGCAGGACUACUGUAACUAUGACAUCAAUGGUAGGAACCUGAAGCAUAAUUCUGCUGUAGUGGAUUUUUUCAAAAGGCAACUCAUGAAUGAAAAUAAUUUAUUAGAUAUAAGAAAGGAUGCAUUUUUAUCUCAAACUUUACUUAUUUACUUAUUCUGGAAAUAAAUGAAAAGCCAACACCUAUUACAUACCCGCAAAAAUGAAAAAAUAAAUAAAUAUAAAGCCAUAGUUCAGUACUGAUGGAAUCUGAGAAAAUUUAUAUGAGAGUGAACCCAUACCUCUGUACUGAAUGUGGGAAAGGCUACACUUGUAUUGCAUCCCUGACCCAGCAUCAGAAAACACAUAUUGGAGAGAAACCUUAUGAAUGUAAAAUAUGUGAUAAGUCCUUUACCCGGAACACUAAUCUUAUUCAACAUCAAAGAAUACAUACUGGAGAGAAACCUUAUGAAUGCAAUGAAAGUGGGAAAGCUUUUAGUCAGAGCACUAAUCUGAUUCAGCAUCAAAGAGUCCAUACUGGGGAGAAACCUUAUGAGUGUAAUGAAUGUGAAAGAGCCUUUAGUCAUAGGUCAUCCCUUAGAAAUCAUGAGAGAAUCCAUACUGGAGAAAAACCCUAUCCUUGUAAUGAAUGUGGGAAAGCUUUCAGCCAUAUCUCUGCCCUUACUCAACAUCAUAGAAUUCAUACUGGAAAGAAACCAUAUGAAUGUACUGAAUGUGGAAAAACCUUCAGCCGCAGCACACACCUAAUUGAACAUCAGGGAAUUCAUUCUGAGGAAAAAUGCUACCAGUGUAAGGAAUGUCGGAAGGUUUUUUGCCACAGUACAUCACUAAUCCGACAUCAGAGAAUCCACACAGGAGAUAAACCAUAUGAAUGUAAUGAAUGUGGGAAAGCUUUCAGCCAUACCCCAGCCUUCAUUCAACAUCAAAGAAUUCAUACUGGAGAAAAACCCUAUGAGUGUAAUGCAUGUGGAAAGGCCUUCAAUCGGAGUGCACAUCUUACUGAACACCAGAGAAUUCAUACUGGAGAGAAGCCCUAUGUUUGUAAAGAAUGUAGAAAAACCUUCAGUCGAAGGACACACCUUACUGAACAUAUAAAAAUUCAUUCUGGCAUGAAACCCUAUCAAUGUAAUGAAUGUCAGAAACUGUUUUGCUCUAGAACCUCACUAAUUCGACAUCAGAGGAUGCAUAAAGGAGAGAAACCCUACCAGUGUAAUGAAUGUGGGAAAUCCUUCAGCUCAAGCUCAGCUCUGACUAAACAUAAGCAAAUACAUACAAGGGAGAGACCUUAUCAAUGUAAUAAGUGUGGUGAUGUCUUUUGUCAUAGUACAUCCUUAAUUUGA
Molecule: messenger RNA, 2191 nt
Organism: Rhinopithecus roxellana (golden snub-nosed monkey)
Lineage: Eukaryota; Metazoa; Chordata; Mammalia; Primates; Cercopithecidae
Gene: ZNF883
Product: zinc finger protein 883
Exons: 4
Coding region: 1094-2191 (365 amino acids)
Biological process (GO): regulation of transcription by RNA polymerase II
Molecular function (GO): RNA polymerase II cis-regulatory region sequence-specific DNA binding; DNA-binding transcription factor activity
Source: RefSeq, a predicted model, not a curated record